AUGAAUAUUCCACACAUAGCGCCACGAACCGAACAAAGAUGGAAACCACCCCCUUCACUGUUGUACAAGCUUAACUUCGAUGCCACGGUAUUUGCUGGAAUUCAGAGAUCGGGAAUUGGAGCAGUAAUCCGAAAUUCUGCAAGUGAAGUAAUGGCGGAAAUGUUUGUCAAAGGGCCCUCGGUCAGCUGUAGUGAAGAAGCGGAGGCGUUGGCGUGUCGAAAAUCUCUUGAAUUUGCUGUGGAGUCAGGUUUUACUGAGAUGAUAAUAGAGGGUGACAAUGUUGCUAUCGUGAAAGCAGUAGCAAGCACUUCAGGCGAUCUUUCGUUGCCGAGACAUGUGUAUGAGGACAUCAAAUGUAGCAUUCAUGGUUUGCAAUUUGCUGAUAUAAGUUGUAUUAGAAGAGGGGAAACCAGGUUGCCCAUAUUUUGGCAAAAUACGCUAGAAAUGUUGAUAAUGAAUUGUAUUGGAUGGAGGAUUCUCCUCCCCCGGUUAUAG
Quercus robur (English oak) is the source of this 495-nucleotide messenger RNA. RefSeq lists its product as uncharacterized. Bases 1 to 495 code for a protein of 164 amino acids. Lineage: Eukaryota; Viridiplantae; Streptophyta; Magnoliopsida; Fagales; Fagaceae. The transcript has a single exon. The record is from RefSeq and is a predicted model, not a curated record. Gene Ontology annotation, molecular function: nucleic acid binding; RNA-DNA hybrid ribonuclease activity.